AGCUCCAAAGUUCACUCCUUCACAGCUUCUCGACGGCUUUGGUCACCUCAGAAUUUAGGCCUCUUUUGCACCUUCGCCUUAACUCUGCCCAUUUGGGGCGGAGGGUUUGUUAGGGAGCCCAGUCCGCGGGCAGCACAGGCGCUGCCCAAAGCUCAGGACAGGACUUCGAAUCCUGCUGGGAUGGCGGCCUGCGUGUUGGGCAUCGACAUGGGCACCACGUCAGUGAAAGCUGUCUUGGUGGAGGAGAUGGUCCGGGGCCCGGCCGUGGUUGCCAGCUGUACCAAGGACACACAGGCGAAGGUGGACAGCCCUGACGCCGGGCCGCAGGGGAACGAGCAAGACGUCCACAAAAUCAUAGCUGCCUUAAACUCAUGCCUUGCGGACCUCCCCGGACAAGCCCUUGAACGAGUGUGCCGCGUUGGCAUCUCUGGACAAAUGCACGGGGUUGUAUUUUGGAAAACGGGUCGAGGUUGCAAGUGGACAAACUGUGGAUCCGGGCCGAAGUUUGAACCAGAUGAAGUCAGCCCCCUGGUCACCUGGCAAGAUGGCCGCUGCAGCUGCCCCUUCCUGGCCUCCCUACCCCGGCCGCGGUCUCACCUCAACGUGACCACAGGGCACGGCUGCGCCACAAUCUACUGGUACCUGAAGAACAGCCCCGAUUUCCUGAAGCCUUACGACGCUGCCGGGACCAUCCAAGACUACGUGGUGGCCAUGCUGUGCGGCCGCGAACGGGCGCGGAUGACCGUCCAGAACGCAGCCAGCUGGGGGUACUUCAACACCACGAGUAAAAGCUGGAACACGGGCAUCCUCCAAGAAUCCGGCUUCCCUGUCCGUUUGCUUCCCGAAGUGGUCCAGCCCGGAGACCUGGCAGGAGGAACCUCCCGCGUGUGGCACCGGAUCCCGAAGGGGACGGAAGUUGGAGCUGCCUUGGGGGACUUCCAGUGCUCCGUGUACUCCGGCAUGAGUGAGAACACAGACGCAGUCCUCAACAUUGGGACUUCCGCUCAGCUCACUGUCCUGAUGCCCUCUGGCUUCCAGCCCGGAGAGUCUCCGGAUCCUCGUUCGCCUGUGGCGUAUUAUCCCUACUUCGACGAUAGCUAUCUGGUGGUGGCAGCCUCGCUGAACGGGGGGAACGUGAUGGCGACGUUUGUCAACAUGCUGGUUAAGUGGAUGGCUGAGCUGGGAGUCCAAGUCUCGGAAUCGGACCUCUAUCCUCAGAUGAUCCGGGCCGCUUUGGCCCAAACCGAGCCUGGCCUGGCCAUCUGCCCGACCAUCUUUGGAGAAAGGCACUUGCCCGAGAGGUUGGCCUCUGUGACGGGCAUUGCGGCCUCCGGCCUCUCCUUGGGCCACGUGACCCGGGCCUUGUGCCGGGGCGUGGUGCAGAACCUGCAUUCCAUGCUGCCUUCGGAACGCCUGCGGGAGGCGGGGGCGAAGCGGAUCCUGGCCAGCGGCAGCGGCCUCUGCCGCAACAAGGUGAUGAGGCAGGAAGUGGAGAUGGCGUUCCCCUUUCCGGUGGUCUAUGGGGAAGAAGUGGACGCGGCAGUGGGCGCCGCCCUGGCCAUGCUGCGCAGAAAGUGAGGUCACGCUGGGCUUGGGGCUGCCGAAUCUCCUUCUGUUUGGGAUGAGGACAUGUGGAGUGCGGAAACGU
Molecule: messenger RNA, 1648 nt
Organism: Elgaria multicarinata webbii
Lineage: Eukaryota; Metazoa; Chordata; Lepidosauria; Squamata; Anguidae
Gene: SHPK
Product: sedoheptulokinase
Exons: 8
Coding region: 181-1578 (465 amino acids)
Biological process (GO): cellular response to lipopolysaccharide; phosphorylation; glycerol metabolic process
Cellular component (GO): cytosol
Molecular function (GO): sedoheptulokinase activity
Source: RefSeq, a predicted model, not a curated record